Paramecium sonneborni is the source of this 1858-nucleotide messenger RNA. NCBI's taxonomy places the organism in Eukaryota, Ciliophora, Oligohymenophorea, Peniculida, Parameciidae. The record is from the annotation of a GenBank genome assembly.
AUGUAAUAAACAAUUGAUACGAGAGAAAUAAUAAAUGUAUAUUAUGGUACUACAUCUGGGAAUUCUUCACGUUUAGCAUUCUAAUUUGCAGAUGAAGCUAUUUAACAUAAAUUUAUACCAAAAAGUAAUAAAUAUAUAUAUCCAUAAUUAGUAUUCAAUUUAAAAGAGUUCAAUUCUGACUAAUUCAUAUAAUCAAGACUGAAUAUAUUCUUUGUUUCAACAUAUGGAAUGGGUGGUCCAACAAGUGAUGCAAUAGAUUUUAAUAAUUGGUUAUAGUCUAAGGAUAGAAAAUAAAAUGAAUUACAAGGAGUUCAUUUUUCAGUAUUUGCUUUGGGAAAUACAAAACAUGAACAUUUUUGUGGUAUGGGAGUAAAGACAGAUGCAAGAUUAGAAGAACUCGGAGCAACAAGAAUAUUUAAAUUAGGAAAAGGAAAUUCUUGUGAUGAAACUACUGAUAAUGAUUAUUCAGUAUGGGUAGAAAGUGGAUUGUUUGCUACAUUAGAAUCUUUAUCUCCUUUGAUUAGUGUUCCUGCAAACUAAGUUUAAAGUUCAAUCUAUAGAAUAAAAGAAUUUGAUAAUGUUGAUGUUAUUGUUGGAGAAACAUUGUCAUUCUAAGCAUAAAAAUAUAAAGAAUCACACUCUCUUAAGAUUAUUGAAAUCAAAGAAUUACGUAAAGCUCCAAGUCUUGGAAAUUCUACACUUUAUUUAAGUUUAGAAGCUUAGAAUAUUCCUUAUAAAGCAGCUUAGAAUAUAGCAAUAUAUCCUGAAAAUAGUGAAGAAAAUAUAUAAGAAUUAUGUUCUAUGUUAAAUUUAGAUCUUAAAUUUUUCUUCUAAAUUGAAACAAAAGGAAAUCAUCCAUUUUAAACUCCUAUAAGUGUUUAUAAUUAUUUAAAGAAAUAUUGUGAUUUUUUGGGACCUAUUACUAAAAAAUAAUUAUAUACAUUAUCAUUAUUGGUUGAUGAUCCAAAAGCAAAAGAGGAAUUAAAGUUUGUUUCAUCACAUAAAGGAAGAGAAUAAUAUGAUACAGAUUAUUUAUAAACUCGAUAAUGUUUUUUCAAUUUAGUGAAAAAAUAUAAUAUUAAAAAUAUUCCAUUAGAAUAAUUAAUAGAAUUAUGUCCUUUAAUAUCAGCUAGAUAUUUUACAAUUGCAUCAAGUCCAUUAAAAUAUCCAAAUAAGAUUGAAAUAAUUGCAAGUGAAUUACUAAUAAAUAAAGAGAGAGUAAAAAAUAAUUUAUAAAUAUAUUUUAGUUGGGAUUAUGUUCUUAAUUCUUAAGAAAUGUGAAAGUUGGAUAGGAAAUAAAAUGUUAUUUAUAAGAUUCUGCAUUUUAAGUACCUUAAAAUCCUUAGGCACCUAUAUUAUUAUUAGGGAUAGGAGCAGGAUUAGCUCCAAUGAGAGCUAUUAUUUAAGAAAAAGAUGAAUAUAUUGAAUAAAAUAAAUUAGAUUAAAGUCCAUUUAAAGGUCCAAUGACAUUAUUUUUUGGUUGCAGAACUUAGAAUGAUUAUUUAUUUAAAGAGGAAUUAGAAGAAUAUGAGAAGAAUGGUACUUUAAAUUAAUUAAAAGUUGCAUUUUCUAGAGAAGGAUAAUAGGUAUAUUAAUAUAAUAUAUUUUAAUAAUAGAUAAGAAUCACAAACUUUUUAGAUGUUGAAUUUGUUAAUUAAUUUUUAGAAUCUAAUGGUGUAAUAUAUGUAUGUGGAUCUACAUAGAUGGGAAGAGAUGUUCAGAUUUCAAUAGAAAAUAUGUUUAAAUAAAUAAGAAAAGUGAUGCCUUAUUUAGCCUAUAGAAAAGUAAAUGAAUUAGAAGAAUAAAAAAUAAUUAUUAAAGAACUAUGGGGAUGAAGUUUAUUAAUAUUAUGUAUGAA